This is a messenger RNA of Somion occarium, 1486 nucleotides long. The record is from the annotation of a GenBank genome assembly. Lineage: Eukaryota; Fungi; Basidiomycota; Agaricomycetes; Polyporales; Cerrenaceae.
UGACACGCUGUGACAGGCGCGUCCAGAAUAUAAGUCACGGACGCGUCCAUUUCGUUCUUGCCACCGUCUCCUCUCCUCAUCCCACCUUACUCACAUACCCCGUUACAAUGCUUGAAGCCAAACUAGAACAGGCUGCUAUUCUCAAGCGUCUCCUCGAUGCUAUCAAAGAACUGGUCGCAGACGCGAACUUUGAGUGUACCGAGGAGGGCAUCACACUCCAAGCUAUGGAUAACUCCCACGUCGCGCUUGUCUCCGUCCUCCUAAAAGAGGACGGUUUUGAAGAAUACAGAUGCGACAGGCCAAUGCCUCUUGGUGUUAACCUUACAUCCCUUACAAAGGUUCUCAAAUGUGCCAAAGACGAUGAUGUCUGUACCCUCAAGGCAGGCGGUGAUGGCGCAGAUACACUCAGUCUCACCUACGAGGCAAGAAACUCGGAUCGUAUUGCUGAAUACGACCUCAAGCUCAUGGACAUCGACUCCGACAAACUCGGUAUUCCAGAGACCGACUAUGACGCACGCGUCACAAUGCCCUCCUCUGAAUUCAGUCGUAUCGUUCGCGACCUGUCCCAACUGGGCGAGUCAGUCCGGAUCGAGAUCACCAAGGAAGGUGUUAGAUUCACUAGCGAAGGUGAAGCUGCCAAUGGUAGCGUCCUCCUAAAGCAGAGCGAAGCCAUUGGUCGCGUGCCGAAGAAGGAGGCAGAUGAAGAAGAAGAAGAGGACGAGGAGAAGGGUGAUGAAGACGAAGAUGAGGAUGAGGACAAGCCGAAGAAAAUCAAAAAGGAGAAGAAAAAGGUCAAGAAGGAAGACGGUGAUGUGGAGAUGAACGGGGACGAGGAGGAUGGCGAGGAUGAGUACAAGGGUGGUAGCGAUGACGAGGGUGAAGAGGAGCAAGAAGAGGAUGAAUCGCCAUCCAAGAAGCGGAAGCGGCCUUCAUCGUCUAAAGCAAAGGGCAAGAAGAAGGCUAAGCGAUCGAAAGACGACGAAGCGGAAGAGCUUCCCGACGGCGUUCGCAUCGAGAUGAACCAAGCCGUCAACCUCACCUUCAGCUUGAAGUACCUCGUCAACUUCUCAAAGAGCUCGAGCUUGUCGAGCAUCGUACAACUAAUGCUGAGCAAUGAUGUACCACUUCUCGUAUCGUACGAGUUUGGCCAAGGCCACAUUCGCUACUACCUUGCACCCAAAAUUGGUGACGAGUAAACGCCGUCGUUACUCGAUCUACCUCAUCAUAUUUUUAUUCUCUCCCCGCUUGCAAUAAUCGUUGUCUCCCCAUUGUUGUGUAUGUUGUGUAUAUCUUGUGUUGAUGUAUUCUGUUAACAAUCUAUCUUUACUUCCCGCCGGUUUUGCAACAUCUGAGACGCUGCGCCACAUCUCUUUGAGACUUACGAGUUGUAUGGAUACACCGGAUUCAAGAAAUGAUGAUACAAACACAAUACUACUAUACAGUAGGAUACUUCAGUGAACGGAAUGACAUUCACUCCGAGUCUUCC